Messenger RNA from Dovyalis caffra, 615 nucleotides. The record is from the annotation of a GenBank genome assembly. Lineage: Eukaryota; Viridiplantae; Streptophyta; Magnoliopsida; Malpighiales; Salicaceae.
AUGAGGCUUGAUUCGCAAAGUUUAUGGUUUCUUGGUCGCUCGGCUUGCCCUCACCACCAUCGUCUCUGCUGUUACGGUUCUUUAUACUCCCAUGAUCGAUCUCCUCGAGGGCAGUUUUGGAUUCGUCUUGCUUCUAUCAAUUUUUCCCUUUAUUUAGUUAGGGAAGAGGUGCUAAGGGAAUGCAGGAUGGGAAUUCCUGAAGCUGAUGUGCUUACCAAGUUGAAAGAGGUGAACAUGGUUCUUCUUGAGACUUUGAGGCUAUAUGGUGCAGUGGAUAUGGAUAGAGAGGCAGCAAAAGAUAUGAAAUUAGGGAAUUUGAUGAUUCCAAAAGGUGUAUGUGUAACAAUUCAAUUUGUGAAGAUUCAUAGGAGCAAGGAUUUUAAGGUUCAAUUAGAAGAUGAGUCGGAGACUCGGCACCUUGCAUCGCACCCUGACUUGAACUUGCCAAAGAAUUUUGGGAAUUCAGCCAUGUUCAAUGAGUCCAUAGCUGUUGCUAAAUUCCAAGGACGGCCACUUGCUGAUCACAAAUCGGUAAAGAAUGGCAGGCCUCCUGGUGCACUUCUCCAGCCACGUCCUCCUCUAGAUGCGCCCACAGUUGCAGAGGCAAUCACUUGA